Messenger RNA from Podospora bellae-mahoneyi, 1876 nucleotides. RefSeq lists its product as uncharacterized. Lineage: Eukaryota; Fungi; Ascomycota; Sordariomycetes; Sordariales; Podosporaceae. The coding region runs from base 127 to 1539 and encodes 470 amino acids. The record is from RefSeq and is a predicted model, not a curated record. The transcript is spliced from 2 exons.
UCCACUCACUGCCAACGUUCUUUCCUUUUUUCUUCCUCACUUUGCCUUCGCUCUCCCUGGUCCCCCACCGCCACCGCUUUUUUUUUCUGCACCUGCAUUCAACCACUGGCUUUCUUCCCUUCAAACAUGCCUCCGUCAAAGAGAACCUCAUUACAGGCGCAAUCUUCUGCCUCCAAAGACCAAAAGAAGAAGAAAAACAUCACCACAACAGCUGGCCCACCAACGGCAACAACCGCACCAGAGGAGUCAGAGCCUAUGUCUCCUCGUAAUAGCAUCACGGUAGCACAUCGAACCAUGCCUCCUCCUCCCGCUACACGCGCUCGCAGCAGCAGCGCUAGCAGCAAGUCAGGGUCAAGCUCUCUUUCAUCCAGCCACAGCAGUCCGCCUCCAGCCAGUGCACCCAAGGAGAAGGCGAUGCCAACCCCAGUCUCGGACGAGGUGGAGAUGAGGUCUCCAACAAGUGCGAAGGCUGCUCCAGUAUCAACCAGCCCCAGUGCUAAGACUAACGGCAAUCCCGUGGUCAACUCCGAUACCAACGGUACUGUAGAUGACAUCCCGCCAGUGGUACACGCCAAGGGCACACUUCAGGUCAUCGCUCCCAGGAAGGCCCACUCACAGAUGAUGCAACCAGCUUACUCUUUUGAGUUUUGCAACAAUAUCGAUGAGAUCACUGUGCGUCAACUGGAAGAGGACAUUGCUGCCUACCACAACGACAUGGCCUUUGUUCAAGCCCAACUCUCGGAUGAAACUCUGACCCCUCAAGAGUCCCGCACUUUCCAACUGCGGUUGCUUGAUCUUGGCCACCAGAUUCGCCAUUGCAGGCACCGGAUCGAACAGAUUUCAUUCCAGAACCGCAAGAUGGUCAAACCAAUUGGUUACAGCCGUCCUGCAUACACCAAUGCCUUUACCCCUAUGGUCCCAGCAGCGACUGGCGGCAUCAAUGGCACGUCCUCCUUCACCGCCAAGCAGCGCCCUGACGACACGGUGUCUUCGACGCUGACAACGUCGAAGCGCCCUGCUGAAGACGAUGAGGAUGAAGGAAUGACGGAUGGACCCUCCAAGAGAGCCAAGCAGUCCCCUUCACCGAUCACAGGAACCCAACUCACCGAAGAGUACGAUUUGAGCGAGAUCGAGAUCGUUGACACGGGUGAAGAGGGCGACUUACCUGGCGUCAUCACUGUUCUUCAGCGUCUCGGGUUUUGGAAGUGCCGCCUCUGCUGCUCUCCCAAGUAUUUGCUCGCGGGCAGUGGUAGGUCACCGGCUGCGCCAUGCAAGUGGCCACUGAAGGACAUCAGCAAAAUGAUUACGCAUUUUACGGAAAUGCAUAGCGAGCAUAGCGUCAAUGAGCGUUGUUAUGAGUUGGGGAUUGCGCUGGCCAAGAAUCGCGGACCGUUUGAGUACUGGCUUCGGAGGACGAGGAAUCAGAAUAUUGGGGAUGGCAGGUGCCUUGACGAGGCAAUUUAUAAGUUGGUGAAUGGGCAGAUGCCCGCUCUGUUGAGGCAGCACAGUCGGGCGGCAGCGGGGGUUGCUAUGGAGUAGGUUAUGGAGCUCUGAAGGGUAUUGUUCUGUAUGGAUGGGUUUCGCGCUGCUUUCAGAGGGCUGCAUCUUGUUUCUACGGGGUUUUGAAGCAUAGGAUUUUCGCGUCGCGUUGGUGGUGAUGGGUGGUCAGGGCCAUCACAUGAACGGGCCGUGAUCGCAGGGCAAAGCGAGACAAGAGCGAAAGCGAUGGGGAGAGCGACAUCCAGGACGAGCGUUCAUACCGUAUUGAAUCCUUGUUGCAUCAGAUAUUUGGUUUAAACACGGUUGGUGUAGUGUUGUGCGUGCUUUCCUGUAGUUUUAGUUCGCCACGGAGAGGUGUCCCUGGGAUCACGGGCGA